GCUGUGGUGGACGUCAGUAAGUACGAAAGAUGUGCUAAUUAGCUGUUUAAGCGACGUUAACUAGUUCACCUUUCAAUUAGUGAAGUUUGGAGGUUACUGUCAGUGGCGAGUAUGUAGUCGCGGAGUAGGUGAUGUCAUAUCAGUUUUUUAAACAGAAAAUGUUUUCUAAAGCCCCGCAAGCUUUUAAGUUUUUUUUUUUCCGCACCAGAAAGCAACGGCGCAUGAGGAGCGCCAGAAGCCAUUGAGUUUCUCACUUAUAGUGAGAAACUCUAUGGCCGGAAGGUUAUCCCCGCUGGGAGUCAUUGGCUGGGAAAGCGAAACCGAAACAGCGCCACCAGUGAUGUCAGCAUGAUAUGUUUCAGAAAUUUUACUUAAUCGAUGGUUCGGUUCUGGUGUUGUGAAAAACUGUGAAAGAUAGCGACGAGGGAAAUCCAAUUGGAAAUCGCGGCGCGCUUGACUGUUUUGUCGGUUUCACCAGCAUGUUUUUUCUGCCUAGGUGUCGGUAGCGUCGCUUUCGGCCAGGUGAAAUUUUGGAAUGGUCUCAAUGUUGGGUUGUCGUUUUAGGAUGUCUGCAUUUACCGAGAGCCCACGAUAUCUACCUGUCUGCACGCACAGCCGUGCCUUAUGAUCCAAAGCCAGCCGGUCGACUUCCGCUGCGACCUGUGUGUGACAAGCAGGCGAGCUGUGGGGCACAGCCUGCAUGCUCGGAGUCGUGCCCCUGGCGAGUGACAGCAACGUGCAGCUCCGGUUCCUGGCACCUGAUGAUGCCCCCGAGGUGCGCCGACUCUGCACCGACUGGUUCCCCAUUGAGUACCCGGAUUCCUGGUACCAUGACAUCACCUCCAACCCCAGGUUUUUUGCCUUGGCAGCAAUGUAUGGGGGCCGCAUCAUUGGCCUCAUUGUUGCCGAAAGCAAGGCGCAGUCCCAGUGCAACCGAGAAGAUGCAGGACUCCUGGCCACAAACUUCCCGCCCUCUGCACAGGUUGCCUACAUUCUCACCCUGGGGGUGGUGCGUGAGUGCCGGCGCAAUGGCAUAGCAACACUCCUGCUGGACAGCCUGCUUGCGCACCUGUCCCAGCAGCAGCCACAACCCGGUUGUGGUGCCUGCAAGGCUGUCUACCUGCAUGUGCUGGCAUCCAACACGUGUGCCAUCCAGUUCUAUGAGCGGCGCUGCUUCCGGCCACAUGCCUUCCUGCCCCUGUAUUACUCAGUCCGGGGUGCACCCCGUGAUGGAUACUCAUAUGUGCUCUACAUCAAUGGUGGCCACCCACCCUGGACACUCCUGGACUACAUCAAGCACUGGAGCCAGAAGGUGUCCCGGCUGGAAGUGUGUGCACUGCCGAAGCAGCUGCUGCGCAUGGUGGGAAAGCUCUUCUCCAGGCUGUUCUCAAGGGUGUUUGUGUCACACAAGUAGCAACCGUGCCUUGCCCCAUCCCAAAAGACUGCAGCCCAGCAUUGGGGCACAAGACUGUUGUUGAAUUUCUCUUAGUGUUCUGCCUCUCUUUUCACUAAGUUGAAGAGGAAAAAAAGAAGUGAAUGCUCAUUUCAAUGCAGCGCCGACACUGAGCAAAGUGGUGUUUUUUUACUUCUGCAACAACCUCGUUCCUCGUGCAUUCACGAAAAGACGUGUGUGGGUGCUGUGCUGGGCCCUACACUGUGCCUUGGGUUCUCCAGUCAAGUGCAGCUGUCGUGUACAGACUUCUUUCUUUUUAUGUGCCUUAGCUGUGUUGCUAAGGCUAGUACGGUGGCAUUUUUGCUUUGCAUGUUUCUCGAUUUGUGCAAAAGCAAGUGAAUGUGACAAACGGUGCUGGAAGAAGUUUGUGGAGACGUUGAGCUACUGAAAAUUGUGCCAGCAUUAGACUCAGCGAAUAUGAACGCCACUCCUUGUCUAAAGGUAGAUUUUGCAUGUCCCUAUUGGAGAUGCUCUGACUGAAUAUUGCUUGCAUUGCCUCACUUUAAUAUAGCACACUCAUCGUCUGAACAAAAUAGUGUACCUCCACACACAGCACACCUUACACACCCUAGUGCAAGCAACAAACAAACAAACAAACAAACAAACAAAAAGACUCAAAGGCCAGCUAAACCAUUAGCUACUUUUUGCAAUAGGGUGUACUCUGUGAGCAACAGUCUAUGUACCACAAAUUCUGCAGGGCCUGGGAGCUACCAGUGAUUUAGGUUUAUUGUGGAAACUGUGCUCCUUAGGUGUAAGUGUGACAUUCCUCCACAAAUUAGCGGACACGUGGAGAAAGCCAGCAACAAAAGAAAAUGAGCAAAGUGUUUUGCAUGCAAAAGCUGGCUGUGGCUCGUCAGAAUGCAGAAAAAGCCACAAUUACACAUUUUGGUGAAAUCUUUGCAGCAGAAGCCAAAAAUUUGUGGCAGGGCCUUUCCACAACUACUAAAAGUGUCACCUGUACUGCUGGUUCCUUAUUAGCAUUUUCCUCUGCAGUGUACGAAUAGGCAACAAGUGCUGCCAACUGUGGCCAAAAAAGUGAGAUGUGACUAUGCUGCCAACACAGCUACGAUGGAUAGCUGCUUCAGUGACACUUUUCAUGCACAUUUAUGAUGCGUGACAUCUCAACAUUGGAUCUGUGAACAUUGGAAUUUGAGCAUUUUGUUUUUCAUUACUAAAUAUAUGUCUCAGCUGUUCAAGCAGUGUGUUAUUUUUUCACAAGAGCAAAUGUAAUGGCAUGAAGCACAUACUGUGCUUCAGCAACUCACUUUGUUAUCAUAUGUGUAACAAAAUUGUUAUGGCUAUUUGUUCAAAGUUAUAUUUUUCAUGUCCCCGUAAUCAUUGGCGAUGGGUGCCAUUUUGCUUGAACUACGUUAAACCCAACAUGAUUAUGCAUGUAACAAAACACUGUUUAAAAAAAAGACCUUGAAAAAUGCCUCUUAACAUUUUUAAGCAAUGAAAAAGGUUUUAUUUUCAAAUUACAAUUCCACACUUACUUUCUGCUUCAACUACAUGCAUUUUCAUCCCAGCAUUUAAUAAUAUUAAACAUGCACGUGUGGUUUAGCUCCUAAAAAAAUGGCAUUAAAAACUUGGCCUUGGCAAUCGUUGCUGUACCUAUGCCAUAGGGACAAGGUCUAUUCUAUACUAUUACGCUCGUGGCACAUAAUGCUUCAUCUGUCAUUACCUUUGUUUUAGUUUGUUUCAAUAUAAGUUUUAGCGUCACUUGCAUACACUCAUUUGGCUGCAAAAUGUGAGGAGAUAAAUAUAAAAAUAAAUAUAAAAAUAAUACUUCUGAUUGGACCUGCACUGCAAGUUUGAAUAUGUAAAGUGUUUUAGUAAACCGAGUUGGAAAAAAAAGACUGCUGGGUGUUUUCGGUAUCAGUACAUCUUCAUGUAGAGGGUUCACAUUUUUUCACAAUGUCUUGCACAUCCAGCAUAUAGUUCAAGUGCCUGGAUAGGUGCUUUUCAAUUAUGCUAGACAUGAAGUCCUCAUAUAUGACAUUCCUGUAGAGAGUUCUCGCAUGAAGUCCAGAUUUUUUGAACCUGACCAAAAGAAUCGAAAUUUUAUAAUCCAUUCUGCAGCUGUAUGGUUUUCAUGAUCCUGGAGACACAAGUAAUGUAAUUGAUGCCUGAAGGGGAUCUACAUAGGCACGUGGGUGCCCAUACGACCCGACUCCAUGGCUCUCGGAGCAAGUUAUCUGUUGAAGCACUUAUGACUUCACAGGCCAUUAAAGGAAUCAGCAUGAGGACUUGCAGUGAAAUGGAUACCUGAAACAUCAACACGUCUACUGCAAAAGGUUUAGUGGAUGAACCUAUGGUUCAGUUUCGAAUGUACUCUCCUGCUGCCAAAGCUGUCUCAUGUGCUGCUUUAACAGCCUGUCAUGGUAAAGUCAGUGUGGUUACUCAGGUUUAUCACUCCCAAUGGAAUGUUUGCUUAAAAAGCAAGUUUGAAUACUGCAAGCAUCGAGCCUUGUCAACAGCGCAGCAUCACCCUCAUUUUUAGUUCAGUGCAUUGUCCGGAACACGGCUUACCCAGGCAGGUGACACGUGAUGCAGUAAUAAGUUGGCAAGGUAUUUCUGCAGUGCAUGUUGAGAGACAAAGCUGAGGUGUGUCCAAAUGCAUUUGAACUUCGUUAUAGCAGUCGCAUUUGAUGUGAAGAUACCUUUGUUAUUUCUGACAUUCGUUAUAACCAUACAUCUGUGAAAAAUACCUGCAAAUUUUAUAUUUAUUUCAUUAUGUCCGGUAAUUCAUUAUACUAUGCUUCAACUGUACCAACAACUGUGCCUUGCAGGUUCAUACCAUGUUCAAGUAACCUGAACCCCAUACAGGUAAUAGACUGAGACUUCAUUUGAAUCCAUUCUGCACACUCCAUUACCAGAGGCAUGAAAGAGAACACUCCAAACAAGUAGGAGCUGAACUUUGGUCUGCUUGUCCGGCUUAGUUGUGCAUCUGGUGGAAUAGGGUCAUAACUCUUCUACACAUUCCUGUCGCGUGCAUUAUCAUGGAUGAAGUGCAAUAUGUGUUGCAGCAUUAUUUAUUGACCAGUGUGUUGUGGUGAAAGCACACGAACAAGCUCUCGCAAUGUGAGGGAAGGGUCUUUUUUUUUUUAUAUUUCUCACAAACUGUUGCGUUACCCUUCCCACCAGCGAGUUGUGUGGUAUGCUACUUGUUUGCAGUGUGAAUGACACCAUAGCGACUGACAAGGCACACUGCUGUUUUAUGCAACAGAUGCAGAUGUUUAAGCAAAUAAAAGCUUGUGAAAGUUCUCA
Molecule: messenger RNA, 4720 nt
Organism: Dermacentor andersoni
Lineage: Eukaryota; Metazoa; Arthropoda; Arachnida; Ixodida; Ixodidae
Gene: Naa60
Product: N-alpha-acetyltransferase 60
Biological process (GO): N-terminal peptidyl-methionine acetylation
Cellular component (GO): Golgi membrane
Molecular function (GO): protein-N-terminal amino-acid acetyltransferase activity; histone acetyltransferase activity
Source: RefSeq, a predicted model, not a curated record